This is a messenger RNA of Rhipicephalus sanguineus (brown dog tick), 7644 nucleotides long. Its product is annotated as ATP-binding cassette sub-family G member 8. Gene Ontology annotation, cellular component: plasma membrane. NCBI's taxonomy places the organism in Eukaryota, Metazoa, Arthropoda, Arachnida, Ixodida, Ixodidae. The transcript is spliced from 17 exons. Bases 120 to 3374 code for a protein of 1084 amino acids. The record is from RefSeq and is a predicted model, not a curated record. Gene Ontology annotation, molecular function: ABC-type transporter activity; ATP hydrolysis activity; ATP binding.
AAAAAAAAAGGGAUUCAUUGUGUGUGUGACACCACGAAAUUGAGCGAAGGCGGCUAACGAACGACAGCGAACCCAGAAGCUGACGACCUUACCGGCGAAAAGCAACUUCACGACCCGUCAUGUCUGUUCGCACGCCACCGGGUCCCAACCUGGAGUACGACCACAACAGAGUGCUCACGUGGCUCCAAGACUGGAUGAGCGUGAGCACGAAUGACGAGGAGAACCUCGGUCCUCCGCCGAUGAACCACUACGCGACCAUCUCGUCACUGGGUCACCGCUCUGUCCGCUCCGCGCCGCGCGACUACGUGGACCCGGAUUAUGUGACACUUCCAUACAGCCGGCCGUCGAGCCGUGGUGCGCAGAGCUUGGGACCGGGCGAACUCGAGCAGCAUCGAUACCAUCCGCCACCGGAGGCGUUCGAUCAGCAGGACCCGCUCUUCCCGUCCACGCCGGAGCCCGCUCCACUGCCACAGGAACAGCAACCUUCUCCUCCGGAGAACGGCACAGGAAACAACGACCCGUUCCCGCUGCUACAGCAGCAGCAGCAAGGCCUCCUCGAGCAGGGAGCUUUGCCCGAACCCCCGCGCGAUUACACGGAGACGAGCCAGUCUUCGUGGUCCAGCAGCAUGUGGGACCUGAACGGAGGCGACGAACGCCGCUACUCGGUGCCGCCGUCCACGCUCUCCGAGCCGGCCACCGCCAGGACGUACAAGACCACCGAGGACCUGCACGCAUGGAGCAUCUACAGGCAGAACCUCAACUCCGACUUCACCGACUCGGCGCUAGGGACAUCCGAGAAGUCGCAGCCGCCGUUCGGCAACUUCCAGCUGCGCGAGUCCACGGUGCACACCAUCCUCAACCACCCAAAGUACGGCCCCAAGGAGCGCAGCUCUGAGCUCGGCGUCAACGUCAACACCUACCUCAGGUUUGGCUUGCCGCGGGUGCUGCCUCCUCACCCAAGUUCAUGCCUGGGCAUCAGCGAGCGGCCCUCGGGCGUUGUCACCACGCAGCCGACGCAGGGGCGCGAGAACUCGAGUGGCUACGACUCCAGCGACGACGACCACAACCAGCUGAACGGCCGGCUGGCCAACCCGAAGAGGGCCCGCAGCGACCCGGACUUCCGCAGCCACGACCUGGUGAGCACCGAGCCGUCGGGCGUGGCCUCGGCGAUAGCGGCGUACGAGAGACACCGCAAGCACAACCACCGGCUCAAGGCGAACAGCGAGGCGGACCUGAUCGCGGGCGAGGACGAGCGGCGCUGGGACGUCAUCCCUAGGCCUAGCACGGCGUCCACCACUGCCGCCGCCGCGCCGCCGGGAUCCACUCACAAGGGUCCUCCGAGUCGGGCCGACUCGCGCAUGGCGGGAGACCGUCGCAGCGUGGCCGGCUCGCACGUCUCCAUGGGCUCCAGAGCGACAUCGCAGAAGCAGGGACUCAUCCGGUCCUCGCUGUUCCCGCGUGACUCGCUCUACUCUAGCCUCCCGGGCGGGGAGACGGACGUGUCACUCGUCAAGCACCCACACCUGCAAGUUCGAGACCUGACUUUCGAACUGGACCGCUCCAGCCUGGGUCAGCGGCUGUGCGGCGGACCGCGCACCAAGUUGCUCCUGCUCGAGGGCCUGUCGUUUGAAGUCCGUGGUGGGGAGAUCCUCGCAAUCAUAGCCACAUCUGAGCAAGAGGGUUCGGCCCUGCUGGACAUUCUGGCCAACCGGCACCCAAAGUGGGGCAGCCGACUGCGUGGAGACAUCAUGUUCAACGGACUGUUCAUGCCACCGGCGAGGCUAGAACAUUGCGUUGCCUACGUUGCUCGCAACUGGCACCUUUGGCCCGACAUGAGCGUGCGGCAGUGGAUGCUUUUCACCUCGCUGCUCCAGGAGCCAGGAGGACCGGGGAGGGAUACCAAGGCCAGAAUCAACGCUUUGCUCGAAGACCUCGGCCUUGGCCAGCUGAAGCACACACGAAUCCGUGACCUCACCGAAUCCGAAGCCAGGCGACUCAAUGUUGGCUCUCAACUACUGCUCGAUACGGAUGUGGUAUUGCUGGACCAGCCAAUCUCUGGCAUGGACAUCCUCGACAGCUUCUUCCUCAUCGACUACCUCCGGCAGUGGGCUGCCAGGGGUCGCAUCGUUGUCAUGACCAUUCACCCACCCACCUACGAGAUCUUCACCAUGAUGACACGAGUGGCUAUCAUAUCGACGGGACGCAUGGUGUACCACGGCAAACGACGCGACCUACUCCCAUACUUCUCCUACAUUGACUUUCCUUGCCCAGCCUUCAAGAACCCCUCCGACUACUACCUCGACCUGGUGACGCUGGACAAUCUCUCUCCUGAGGCGAUGCUGGAGUCCAGUCAACGAGUCGAGAACUUGGUCGAGGUGUUCCGGCGCAGACAGGUGGCACUCUCCGACCCGGGCCCUCCGGGCAACGCCCCCAUGGAUGUCUACAGGGCGGGAUUCUUUGGACAGAUGCUAGCCCUGUGGAUACGGGCACUGAUCUACACUUUCCCAUACAAUGUGGUAUACUUCUUUCGUCGUCUAUUCCUUGCUGCCUUCAUCUCCGUGCUUCUUGGGGCCAUCUUCUGGAACGUGAGGGCAGGACUUGACCAGGAGCACGUCCUGGAUCGGCUUGGCUUUCAUUACACGCUCCUCGGUCUCUGUCUCUGGCCACUUCUGCUCGGCGACAUCACUGACGUUUGGCGAGAAAAGACGUACGUCUCACGAGAUAUCAAUGAAAGGUUGUACAAUGGCAUUGCAUACAUCAUAUCAAAGCUCACGUACAGCCUACCGACAGCCACGGCCAUCGCGGCAGCAUACGUCUUUCCAGCCUACUCCAUGACGGGCCUGCCUCAGCGCGAAGAGACGCGAAACUUCGGCCCCUACAUGGGCUACACGUUACUCUACCUGCUGACUGUACGGGCCAUUGCCAUGACGUCGGCGUGGACGUUCCCAACGCGGCAGCGGGCAGCCGCCUUCCUGGGUCUGGUAGUUCUGGUGUUCUGCCUGAGUGGUGGCUACGCCGUCCAUCUCAUGGACCUGUCACUGGUCACCUCGUGGCUCCAGUGGGUGUCGCCGCUGCGCUGGACACUCGAGCAGCUCGCCAUGGUCGAGUUUGCCGGAGGGACGACGCCUAUGUAUGACUGUCCGCGAGGUCCGGUGGUCCUUCAGGAAAAUGGUAUCCAGGUCAAAGCGAUAUGCGGCAUCGUGACGGACAAUCACGCCCUAGCCCUGUUCGGCUUGCACCGCGAGUGGCCCACCGCGCAGCCUAUCCUGAUUGUGCUCGCAGUUCACGCCGUGUUCAUCAUCGCAUCGAUCAUCUAUAUUGCGCUGAAGAUGAGGGGCCCUGGGGCCACCCCAGAUGUCGACAAGUCACGGUGAAGCGUGGUGACGAUGCAAAAGAACUCCUCCUAAAAACUGGUUUGCUUGUGUGCAAUGAAUACAUACGUAGUAGAGCCCAGUGCUGCAACUGAAAAUGCUUUCUCUCCGGACAGUGUAGCAUCUAAGUGCAGUUUUUUUAAACUACCAAUCUUGACAAGGGAGCUAGCACCAUCCUCGUGGGUUUACCAGGUCAAGUUUGGCCAUUGCAGCUGGCAGAAGGAAAGAGUGAAUUAACAGCCGGCUUUGUCUAACCAUCUGGAACCAGGACGACACAUCUAACAAGAAUUUUAUGUGAAGCUCAUAACGGUGGCCUUCUUACAUGGCUUUGAGCCACAAAUUUAAUACAGCUGCCUUUGCCACCGGCCUUCUCUACAUCAGCUGUCACGUCGACAUGCUAUAACCAGCGACUCCAAUGGACUGUAGGACUAUACACGAGCUGCGCUGCUUGUUCCAGCCUUGCAUGAAGUGCUUUUUCAAGCUUCAUUUAUCAGCUCAGUAGUCUUUCCAUGCAGCAGCACACUGUGUUGCAGCGAGCUCGUUUUCCGAUGAAGCAAUGGACCAUAUCUCUGAAGCAUUCAAUCUUUGAGACUUACCGUCUGCCACGGGACAUCUCCGCUUGCGCUGCAAAGUACGGCAGCUGCGACGGUGUGUGUUGUGUUUCUUCUACCUCUACUGGAUUCACUCUUCGAUGUGCAGUCGGACUCUGCGGCAUGCAGCCAGUGUCUCGUUGUUUAGGAACUUGUAGUGUCUGCUCAUCCGGUGCGACAUCAGAGCCUGCAGUUUCACAGAAUUGCUGAUGGUGAUGGUACUGACAGCAAAGCAUGUGAUGACUCUGCAAUCUCGUUCCAACAGAGCACCACAGGCUAGUGAACAAAAAAAAAAGAAGAAAGCUCUGUGGGACUUCGUCGUCAUGCUGAAACAUUAUAUUCAUACCAGGGUGUCUCACACAAUGUGGAUGCGAAUGACCACUUGUGUUUAUUGUUUUAGCAUGUGACUACCAUUUUUGCUCGCUACGAUAACUCCUUCGCUGAAGUAGACAUAUCUACUCAGAUUACCAUCUUUUAUUUCUCAAAGUGGAGACGUCUUACAAGUCAGUGUCUGAGUAACCUGAAACUACUUGCUUCCACUUCCUGCGGUACACACCUUUAUGUAUCGAAAUGACCCAGCGCAUAUUUUUUCGACACAGUACUGCUUUAUAUCAAAACUGUCUGUUACAUUGCCUUGUGCAGUAGUGGUUUAUGUAGAGUACUGAACUUCAUAAAAAUAAAACAGUAACCUCGAGAAGUUUCUGAAACACUUUUGCAACACGAUAUCCCAGUGCAAGUUAAUAAUAAACUUCACAUUUUUUAGCACUAAUUUGCUGUUCGUUGUCAAGCCACUCACACAGAGCUCUGGCUUUUUAGGAUUUAAUUACGUCGUGUAUGCGUCGUCGUAAUGUAGCUUCGUUGGUUUUAGUGUGCCGAGUUGCCGCUUUAUCAUGCCGCACCCAUGGCACGAAGUAGUACAUUUAUUAUAUUGAAUACAUCAAAAACAGAUCUCUGGUGGAAAGCCUGUGCUGUAACACCAAGCUUGCGUCACAGUUAGUGCUGAAUUUUCACCAAGUCUUUUCAAUGCCACAUGACAUGUCACAUGACAUGUCACAUGACAUGUCACAUGACACGACAGAAUACACAGACAGAAUCACAUGACAGAGUAACGAAACGAGGCAUACAUAUAACCAGCGUCAUGAUAAUGCUUCGGUGAUAUUUUUGUCAACAUUUUGGUCUGAGCAGCACUCUGCCAAGCUGUCACUGGGAGAGACUGAACAUGAACGGUUGAUAAUAGAAUAAAGACAGGCAUGAGAAAUUCUUAUGAUACACUGCUACAGAUCUCUGAUCAACAGCUUCUUAACUUUCAGAAAGGGGAAAAUGUUGAGCUACAAUCAAGCGACCCCACUAACUUAGUGCUUUUUAACUCAAGCCAGUUCUAUGCACUCUUUCACUUGAGUGCCUCUCAUGGAUUGGUCAUGCCAAUUUACAUACCACAGAAUAUUAGACACUAUUUUCAAUUUUCAUUUUAGCAUGAUAGUUGUCAACAUUCGACAUUGUCAGCAUACACCUUUGCAAUGAAAAACAAUUAAUGCCUAAAAAGGGAUUCAUAGCAAUUCAUCACACAUGACGAGCCACUACUAAAUAAAAAACAGUAAGCAACGUAUUGAUCUCCUCCUCUUCUUUCCCAGUCUUAGUCUUAUUCGACUGACAGGGUCAGCUUCCAUAGAUCACAGUAUCCCAUUUUCGCCUGUCAUGGGGCUUGAUCACGGUCUUCCAUGAGGUCUAGAUGCAAGUAAACUAUAUCAUUUUUGUUUUAUUAACUUUAGCCAUUGACAUACUGUCAGGUAGUACACGUUUCAUUUGUUCAGCUAUAUAUAUAUAUUUCUUUCCUACACAUUUGCACAUGUUAUGGGCAUUAAAGAGUGCCUUCACGUGUGCACAGACAUUUGGCCCGCUCAUGCCCUACAAAGUUUGCUGCCUGAUGACAGCAUGCUGUCAUACCACAGGGCCCGAACGUAACAAGCACACUUUGAAUGAAUUUUCAGACGCCAAGAGUUGACAGAUAGAGUAGACUAAAUUUAGAAUGUGGUCGAUGAGUUUAUGCAAAAGUUUGCUAUGUUAUAAACAAGGCCUGCUAUAGAAGUUCCAUAGCAAUACAAUUUACAGCAAAGAUAUAACUUGUGCACUGCUCACGACGUUUAUAUUCUGGUAGUAAAGAUUCUAAAUCCUUCAUAAGACUUGCAGCAACAGUAAUCUGUUUAUACUGCUGACAUAUAACAUUAGCUACGUUAUUCCUUCUUUUGCAUACAGUCCAUUGCAAUUCUUUUUUUGUUGUCAAAAUGUGUAACUGUAGUACCAGAUGUGAUUAAGACAUCCUUAUUUAGGGGUCUCCAUCAUAACAAGAUUGAACUAGGUUUACUAAUAUGCAAACAAUGUUCUUCUGCACGUCAAGAGUGUACGGAAGACUUUAACAAUGUUCCUUCAGAGGCGUCACCAAAACUAGACCGUCAGCGUUAUAAACAAACCAACUUAGUCUAAGCGGCACACUACAAACAUACAGCUAAGGUGACGAACUAGACUUAGAAAGUUGUGCAAGUGUCUUCACACUGUGUCACUUGAUGUUAUUAUUACCUAACACUGCCAUUUAUGAUACAUAUGCCAACAUUGGCUGAGUGUUCAUAUUGCACUUUGCAAUUCAAUAACUCGUCUAAAUGUAGCCACACUGGGGCUUGCAUGUCAACGGCACAUAUAUAAAAUAGUUGACUAGGAUGACUUUUUUCUAACUUUGUACAUUUAGAAAUAGUAAUUACCAAGUGUGCAGGAAUGACACUUUGCUGUAGUGUGCCACUUUUCAAUGCAAUUGCUUUCUGCGCACAUAUCUCGAGCAGCGUUUUCUUUUACUCACAUAAAAACAACAGGAAAAAAUCUCAGUGAUUGAUGGAACAAAAGAAGAGAACAGCACAAAUUCUUCAGAUUUUGUUUGCAUGAACAUUUCUGUUGGCUGCUAUUGUCAGAUUGUAUGUGCACAGCUGUUUGAAAAUAAGCUUGUCUUUGGUCUCUGUUCAAUUUGUAGGUAUACGCUGCCCCAAGCUGUAUGUUGACAUUGAAUUCUGUAUCAUAGCUGUUUGACUUGUAAAGUGUGAGCGAGUGCGCAUGUUUACAAGAUAAUCUAAAUGGAGUAUGUUAAUGGGUACGAGUUUGAAAGUUUUAACCAAACUUGUGGUCCAAGAAUGAUUCCUAACAACCAUAUUUUUAGCAGGUGCAGUUUUUAUUCUGAAAAAGAACUCAACUUUCCAGUCGUUUCCUUCUUAACUAUCUAUUUGAAAGUUCUCGUGUCAUAAGUCACUGUGGCCACCAUUGCUUUUUUUUUUUUUUGGUGCCUUGAAUUAAUGUAAUAACCUGCCAUGUUUGGCCAUUUUUCUUCCAUGCCUUGAGAUAUAUGAUGACAGAGUAACAUAAUGUUUAAAUCUUUCUGCUAUCUCCCUUUUGUUAACCUUUCCCAGGUUCAGAAAGUUUUAUAUUUCGCACACAUUUACGUGCCAAACACAUGCACUUAAAUAGCACUUCCGUGCUUUCUCAAUUUUUUUGUCUCCUCAGGUUUCCUAAAACAGUCCUUUGCCAUGAUGAGAAAAAAAUACAUGUCAUCAUGAACUGACGAACCUGUACAUAUGUGGUGACUGUCUGUUUCGCGUGUUUUGACAAUAUGCACACUGCUCUCUUGUAAAUAAAGGUUUCUUAAU